Elephantulus edwardii (Cape elephant shrew) is the source of this 4599-nucleotide messenger RNA. RefSeq names its product KIAA0586 ortholog. The coding region runs from base 100 to 4599 and encodes 1499 amino acids. The record is from RefSeq and is a predicted model, not a curated record. NCBI's taxonomy places the organism in Eukaryota, Metazoa, Chordata, Mammalia, Macroscelidea, Macroscelididae. The transcript is spliced from 31 exons. Gene Ontology annotation, cellular component: centriole; ciliary basal body. Gene Ontology annotation, biological process: smoothened signaling pathway.
GAUGUUCUGGGCACAGAAUUUAGCCCAGGAAAGAAAAAAAAGGUUCAAAUACCGACGAGGAGACUUCGUGAGGUCGUUUCUCCAAACUUAGGAGGUAAUAUGGCUUUGCCUCAAGAGGAUUUGCCCCGAGUUCCUGAUGCUUUGCCAGCACAUAAAGAGCUUCCUGUUAAAACUGGCUUGAAAGAAACAUUACCUGGUUCUUCAGAUUUAACUUCUAGAAAUUAUCAGCAACCUCCAUUAGAAAAUCUCCCUAUAUCAGAAAGUGCUUUUUCUAAAGAUGUUGCAGCACAAGGGUUGCCUUUGUAUAAAAAAGAAGAGAACAACAGACAAAAAGCAGAUGACGUCUUUAUUUCUCAUUAUACCAUGGGACAGAAAGAUGCUCUAAGAUCAAUUUUAAAGCAAAAAGCUCAGAGCAUGCCUGUUUUUAAGAAAGUAAAGGUACAGCUUUUAGAAGAUGCAGUCACAGAAAAGGACAAGGUCAUUCAGGAGUCUAGAACUUCACCCAGUGGGAUUGAUUCAGCUACAACCGUGGCUGCAGCAACUGCUGCUGCCAUUGCAACAGCAGCUCCACUGAUAAAAGUACAGAGUGAUUUGGAAGCAAAAGUAAAUUCUGUAACAGAAUUACUUAAUAAAUUGCAAGAAACUGAUAAACAGUUACAACGUGUUACAGAGCAGCAAACAACCAUUCAGAAUAAACAAGAGAACCUUCAUUGUCAUGAUCAUGAAAAACAAAUGAAUGUGUUUAUGGAACAGCACAUUAAGCAGCUUGAAAAAUUACAGCAACAACAAAUAGAUAUUCAGACUCACUUUAUUAGUGCUGCACUCAAGUCUGGUAGUUUUGAGCCUGCUGCUAUAUCCCCUUCCAGAGUUUUGGAGAAGAAUUCUGUAAAACUAGAAUAUCCUAAUCUUGGUAGCAAUACUGUAUCUUCAUCAAAUGUAUUCACUUUCAAACAAGCACCUUCAGGAGAGGCUGAAAGUGCGGAUUUUGAUAAACAGAGAUCUCCUUUGGAAACGCCAGCACCUCGAAGAUUUGCUCCUAUACCAGUUUCAAGGGAUGGUAAAAUAACAGUGAGGGAAAAUCCCGUGGAAGAAAAAGAAAACAGGGAGAUGUCAAUUCAGAGAGGAGAUGUAAGACUGUUGGAACAAAUUCUAAAUAGUCAAGAUCCCCUUAUAAAACAAAAUGAAACUCCAGACAAAGCUUUACUAACGAUGUCAAAGAUGGGAUGGAAUUGUGAGAGGAAAGACAGAUAUCCUUCCUAUGAAGAGCUUAGAACAGCUAUGACGACUAUACAAAAAUCUGAUGAUGAUGUUUAUGAUCUUGGCCAAAAGAGGAAUGAAACCAAUGGCAUGCUUCAGCCAAAAGAGUCGUUGGUUAUGUCAAGGCUUGCUGAUCUUCCACAAAAUUCACUUAAAGUUCAGACAAUGAAAACAAGAUCCAUAUUGAAAGAAGCUGAAAAGAUUUUGAGAGGCGUACAGAACAAUAAGAAAGUACUUGAAGAAAAUCUAGAAGCAAUUAGUCGUGCAAAAGAUGGAGCUGCUGUGUAUUCUUUUAUCAGUAGUCUGUCAACCGAUGGUGAAAUAUCAGAGAAAAUACGGAUCAGAAAGACAGUAGAUGAUUGGAUUAAAACUAUUUCUGCAGAAAUUCAGGAUGAACUGGCAAGAAAAGAUGAUGAACAGAAGAGAUUUGAUCUGAAGAAUCAGAGGACCAAGAAAACUCCGAAUAUAAGUAAAUAUAUUAAAACCAACACCCAAGACAAAACUAUAAAUAAUUCUGUAAUUCCAAGAAAACCAGGUCAGAAGCAAAAGGAGGAACGUUUUAGAAAUUCAUCCACGAGAGACAUGCCUGCUUCAAACUUACAGAAAGAGAAAAAAAACGCACUUUUGGAAGCAACCACAGUGAAGCAAGGCGAGAAUUAUGUGUCACAAAUUUAUGGAAAACCUAUUUAUCGGGGCCAUCGCAGCACUCUUAAAAAAGGACCAUAUCUCAGGUUUAAUUCUCCUUCUCCUAAGUCCAUACCACAGAGACCAAAAGUGAUAGAACAAGUUAAAGGCACUAAAGUAAAAUCAAUAAGGACACAAACUGACUUUUAUGUGACAAAACCUGUGAAGAUGAAUUCUAAAAUAGAGCAUUCUCUUACUGCCCUGCCUCAGGCCGAUCAGCAGCAGCAGUAUCUGUUUAGUCCAAGCAGAGAAAUGCCUUCUGCUCAUUCAGGUACACUAGAAGGCCAUCUCAUUCCUAUGGCAAUUCUCUUAGGUCAGACCCAGAGUAAUAGUGAUUCCAUACCAGCUGCUGGAGUAAUUAUAAACAAGUCUCACCCUGUAACAGUGACUACAACUAUUCCACCAUCAUCUCAAAAACCAGAAACUGGCAUAAAGAAACCUAACGUAGCAGUUGUAGAGAUGAAAUCAGAAAAGAAAGAUCCUCCUCACCUUACUGUACAGGUUUUACCCAAUGUAGACAUCGACAGUGUUUCCAAUGGUAGUGUUAAUGUCAGCACACCUCUUCCUAGUCCCAAGGAAGUAUCUUCUCCUUUACAAAACUGGAUAAAGACUGCAGAAAUUACAGAUGUUGAUGAAGAAGAGGUGAAGUUUCCAGGAACAAACUUUGAUGAAGUAAUUGAUAUCGUUCAGGAAGAAGAACAAUAUGAUGAAAUUCCAGAAUACUCUGAACCAAUUCUGGAGUUCAGCAAAAAUAUUAAAGUUGAUUCAACAAAAUAUAAUGGUCCUCCGUUUCCACCGGUUGCUUCUGAUUUUCAACCAACUGCUGGUACUCUGGAAAAAGUAAUUGAGAGAAAAGAAACAUUGGAAAAUAGCUUAAUUCAGUGGGUAGAACAAGAAAUAAUGUCAAGAAUUAUCUCUGGGCACUUCCCAGUUCAACAACAAGUCACCCCAAAUGCCAGUGUGUCAGUCAGUGAGGAAAGUGAACCACUGACCCCUCAUGCAGUGGAAGGAGCGAGCAGUCGUGCCCUCCAGCUCUUUGUUGAUGCAGGGGUUCCAUUGAACUCAGACACGAUAGCCCAUUUAGUGACUGAAGCUCUUGCAGAGACCAUAGCCGUCAUGCUGGGUGACCGAGAUGACAAGAAGCCAGGUCUCACUGUGCCACCUGUUCCUGAGGUCAUUGCAGCAAAUGAAAUAUACUUGCCGACAAUUGUGUGUACUCCGGUGGCUACCCCACAGCCUACUCCUCCUCAGUCACCUUCAUCAUUUACUAAGGAGCGUGUGUGGGUAAAAACUCCAGAUUCUUCUCCCGGUGAUUCAGAUCACGAUGAAGCAUUUCUUGUGAAUGAAAUUUAUGUUGAAAAAGGAAAUGAUAUACCUGCUGCCUCCACACUUGUCAAUACACCACCAGUUACACCUGCUGCUACACCUCCUCCAGCAGCAGCUCUUACUCCAACUUUGUCUGAGAUUUCCAUUGAUAAAUUGAAGAUAUCAAGCCCAGAGUUCCCAAAGCCUUGGAGUGAUGGAGACUUGCCUCUCGAGGAAGAGAAUCCUAACUCUCUCAGUGAAGAACCUCUUCACCCGAGAGCUAUUGUAAUGUCUGUGGCCAAGGAUGAAGAACCAGAGAGUCCACAUUUCCCAGCUCCAACUGCACCUCCAGACCCAGUUCCCAUGGCACCCCUUCCUGAUGGUGUGAAGGCACCUCCUUCCACACAUUUGCCAAGUUCGGAGUCAUCAACACUGGAGAGCACCUUGAGCACUACUGUCACAGAAAUGGAAACUUUAGAUAGACCCAUCUCUGAAGGAGAGAUUUUAUUUAACUAUGGUAAAAAUAUGGCUCCCAAGAAUUUAGAAGAUGGGGGGCUAUAUCUGACAAACCUGAAUGAUAGCUUAUCCAGUACUCUACAAGAUGCUCUUGAAAUGGAAGAAGAUCCUCUCAGUGAAGGGCAGAUAAUUAGGAUACCUAAUAAAAAACUUGACGAAGAUACAAUUCUUUCUCUUCUUGCUAAACAAAACCAGGAAUUGUUCUCACAGGAAGCAGCCCUUCAUUCUGAGGACUUGGAAAAUAGUGUGGGUGAAGUUAGUAAAGGACAAAUGCCCAGACUGACUAGAGCAGCAGAGAACAUCCUGAUGGGCCAUUCUGGGCACGUGGAGCAGCCUGUUGCCCAUGAAGAUUCUUUGGAUCCUAAAUGUAACUCCAAACUAUUAUCUCAGCAGUUUUACAAACUUUCAGGACGUGUUUAUGAAGAGUCAUAUGCUAGCGGUGGUGGUCCAACGGCUUUGGGAGAAUUGGAGUUGCAGCCGAGUUCUAACCUUGUUCAUCCCACAACACUUCUGACAGCACGAGAAAAUGUUAAUUUGCUGAUAGCAGCUGGAGAUUUUUCUCAGCACCAACAAAAACAAGACCAGGAUGUUGAACACAAAUGUCAACAAGUUGAGCAUAAACCAGCACAAAGUCAUUUAAUACUUGUUAAAAGUAAAUCUGGUAUUUCACUUUCACAGCAACAAGGUAGUAAAGCCAUACCACUCUUUACUUCUCAUGCAUCACCUGCCAAGAUGUCUGUGACGCUGCCCUCAGCAAACCUGGAGGACUGCUCACGGUCUCCGAGCCUCAGCACAGUUCAGGGUGACACAGACUCCUCCGGAGCAGAUACCUUCUGA